AUGAGUAGUGGAGAAGAAAUGAACCGUCCCGGAAACUCUAUGGCCGGCUUGUCUAACUUGCAAAUGAGAGAUUUGAAUGAUUCUAUGACUAACUUGUUGAAUACAGCCAGGCGCGAUCGACCAAGGAGACGCAGCCGAUCCGACCAUGACAUCCAAGAGGAGGAGUCCGAAGAUGAGGACGACCGAUCCAUCAACCGGCCUAGGAGAGGACCUAGAAACCAAAACCAAGGUGAUGUCAAUCCAUUUGCUAGAAAUGAUCGAGCUGAUAAUGGUUUGGGUGGAUUGAAAUUGAAAAUUCCAAGUUUUGAGGGCAAGAAUGACCCGGAUGCUUUUCUAGAAUGGGAAAGAAAAAUUGAACUUGUUUUCGAUUGUCAAAAUUUUAAUGAUCUUAGAAAGGUUAGGCUUGCGGCUUCUGAAUUCUCUGGCUAUGCUAUUAAUUGGUAUGAUCAAGUUGUGACUCACAGGAGGAGAGCAGGUGAAAGACCAGUUGAUACUUGGGCCGAGCUCACCAUGAUCAUGAGGAGACGCUUUGUUCCUGAUCACUAUCACCGUGAUCUCCAACACAUAUUGAGACGUUUACUGCAAGGAACCAAGUCAGUUGAGGACUAUCACCAAGAGAUGGAGAUCCUCAUGAUCAAGGCAGAUGUGAAUGAACCCCUAGAUGCCACCAUGGCUAGGUUUCUCACCGGUCUCAACCGUGACAUCCAAGAUCGUAUGGAGCAUCAAGAGUACGACAACAUGGAGCAGAUGUUACACAAGGCUAUUCUGAUCGAACAGCAAGUCAAAAGAAAGGGCAUCUCUAAACCGUCCUUUGCUCCCAAACCCUCUUUUACAUCCAAAGCCAUUAAGACUAAUGCCCCUGCUCAUGUUUAUAGAGAAAAGAAUGAGGAAACUUCAAAACGAACCCGAGACAUUCAGUGCUUCAGAUGUCAUGGCCUUGGCCACUAUGCUAAUCGGUGUCCAAACCAAAAGGUGAUGGUUCUUUUGGAGAACGGAGAAGUAGAAUCCGAAGAUGACAAGGAGGAUCUUGGACCAGUCUUUGAUGAAGAUGAGACACUUGAUUACCCAGCUCAUGGCCCUCUCCUUGUUGCUAGAAAACCAUUGGACGAUGCCUAUGGCCCCAUUUUCGACAAAGAAGUCGAUAGCGUGAUUGACGAGUUCUGCUCGACCUUUCUAGAAGAUUCUGGUCCGAUCUUUGAUGAGGACAGCCUUGAAUGUCCGGCUCAUGGUCCACUGUUGGUUACUAUAAGAUCCUUGAGUGUGCAACCAAAGAUCAACGACAAAGAACAAAUGGAGAAUCUCUUUCAUUCUAGAUGUCUCAUUUCAGAAAAAGUUUGUUCUUUGAUCAUAGAUGGAGGUAGUUGCACUAAUGUGGCCAGUGACACCCUUGUAAAGAAACUUGGGCUUGUUACUCGACCUCUUUCUCGUCCUUUCAGGUUGGAGUGGCUCAAUGAAUCUGGAGAACAGUACGCAAAGGAACAAGUGACCGCCCCCCUUACCAUUGGCCGAUAUGAGGACGAGGUUGUUUGCAACGUUCUGCCCAUGGAUGCAUGCCACAUUCUUUUGGGCCGGCCUUGGCAAUUUGAUAAGAAGGCUGUGCAUGAUGGUUUUACAAACCGACACUCUUUUGAUCACAAGGGAAAGAAAAUCACUUUGGUUCCCUUAACUCCUUUGGAGGUUCAUCAAGAUCAAGUCCAACUUAAGAAUGGUCGAGACCAGGAACCUAAGAAGGACAAGCCUGAAACGUCUACCAGAAACUCUAACUUCUUUAUCAAAGAAGGUCAGGUCAGGAAGUCUCUUUGCUCUCAAAAGCCAUUUCCUUUACUUGUGUAUAAAGAAUCUCUUAUGGUUUCUUCUUCCUCUGACUUUGCACCGGAGAUUCCGAGUGAACUUCUAGAUGUUUUGCAGGAGUAUUCUGAUGUGUUUCCAGAUGAGAAUCCUAAAGGAUUGCCAUCAGUAAGAGGCAUUGAGCAUCAGAUCGACUUCGUCCCGGGCGCGUCUCUACCUAACCGACCAGCAUACCGCACCAAUCCGGUCGAGACCAAGGAGCUUGAGAAACAAAUUGGUGAACUACUUGAGAAAGGUUAUAUCAGAGAAAGCCUUUGCCCUUGUGUCGUGCCUGUCUUGCUCGUACCAAAGAAGGAUGGCUCAUGGAGGAUGUGUGUGGAUUGUCGGACCACUAAUAACAUCACGGUCAAGUAUCGACAUCCUAUCCCUCGUCUUGACGAUAUGCUUGAUGAACUUCAUGGUUCUAGAGUCUUUUCUAAAAUUGAUUUGAAAAGUGGCUACCAUCAGAUUAGGAUGAAAGAAGGUGAUGAAUGGAAAACCGCUUUUAAAACAAAACUAGGUUUGUAUGAGUGGCUUGUUAUGCCCUUUGGUCUCACAAAUGCACCUAGUAAUUUUAUGCGUCUAAUGAAUCAUGUCUUAAGGUCGUUCAUUGGUCACUUUGUUGUUGUUUACUUUGAUGAUAUUCUUGUUUACAGCAAAAACCUUGAUGAACACCAAAUGCAUCUAAAAUCCGUUCUUGAGGUCCUUAGGAAGGAACGCCUAUUUGCUAACCUUGGAAAGUGUUCUUUUGGCACAGAUCAUGUGGUCUUUCUAGGUUUUGUUGUAGGUGCAGAUGGACUUCGAGUGGACGAGGAAAAGAUCAAGGCCAUUCGAGACUGGCCGAGUCCAACUACCGUGGGCGAGGUGAGAAGCUUCCAUGGCCUGGCCGGGUUCUAUAGACGUUUUGUUCCGAACUUCAGUACCAUAGAAGCCCCACUUACGGAGGUGAUCAAGAAGAACGUUGGGUUCAAAUGGGAACAAGUUCAAGAAGAGGCAUUUCAAAUUCUCAAAGGGAAGUUGACUCAAGUUCCUUUACUUGUACUUCCUGAUUUUUCUAAAGCUUUUGAAAUUGAAUGUGAUGCCUCCGGAGUUGGUAUUGGUGCUGUGUUGAUGCAGGACCGAACAACCAUUGCCUAUUUCAGUGAAAAGCUUGGAGGAGCUACGCUCAACUAUCCUACCUAUGACCAAGAGCUUUACGCAUUGGUGAGGGCUCUUCAAACAUGGCAGCACUAUCUUUGGCCGAAGGAGUUCAUCAUCCAUACCGACCACCAAUCCCUGAAACACCUUAAGGGCCAGCAAAAGCUAAACAAGAGGCAUGCUCGUUGGGUGGAGUUCAUUGAGACGUUCCCUUAUGUGAUCAAAUACAAGCAAGGUAAGGAGAAUGUCGUGGCUGAUGCCUUGUCUAGAAGGUAUACUCUUCUCUCGGCCCUUGAAACAAAAUUACUUGGUUUUGAGUUUAUCAAAGAUUUGUAUGCAUCUGAUCAAGAUUUCAAAGAGGUUUUUCGAAAAUGUUUCAAGGUUGCUUAUGGAGAGUAUUUUCAAAACUCGGGAUUCCUAUUCUGUGAUAACCGCUUGUGUGUGCCCCAAUGUUCUUUGAGGGAAUUAUUUCUUAGGGAAGCUCAUGGAGGAGGUUUUAUGGGACACUUUGGUGUUAAGAAAACUUACAAGGCGGUUCAUGAUCACUUCUAUUGGCCAAGCUUGAUGAAAGGUGUGGAACGGAUCUGUGGCCGAUGUGUGGUGUGCAAGAAGUCUAAAUCCAAAGCUUCAAAUCACGGUUUGUAUUCUGCACUUCCUAUUCCUUCUCAUCCUUGGGUAGACAUUUCUAUGGAUUUCGUGUUUGGAUUGCCAAGGUCUAAGUCUGGACGAGAUUCAAUCUUUGUUGUGGUAGACAGAUUUUCGAAAAUGGCUCAUUUUAUUCCUUGCCAUAAAACUGAUGAUGCCAUACAAGUUGCUGAUCUGUUCUUUAGAGAAAUUGUUAGAUUACAUGGAAUGCCUAAGACCAUUGUAUAUGAUCGUGAUGCUAAGUUCCUUAGUUAUUUUUGGAAAACUUUAUGGUCUAAGCUAGGAACGAGAUUGAUGUUUUCUACAACUUGUCAUCCACAAACUGAUGGUCAAACUGAAGUUGUUAAUCAAACCUUGUCUGCUCUGCUUAGAUCUUUGGUUAAAAAGAAUCUUAGACUUUGGGAAGAAUGCUUACCACAUGUUGAAUUUGCUUAUAAUCAUGCAAUGCAUUCUGCUAGUAAAUUUUCUCCUUUUGAAGUUGUUUAUGGGUUUAAUCCUUUGUGCCCACUUGAUCUUUUACCUUUGCCUUUGAGUGAAAGAGUUAGUACUGAUGGCGAAAGGAAGGUGACCACUAUCAAGAAACUACAUGAACAAGUUCGUGCAAACAUUGAGGCCAAGACCGAGAUCUAUAAAAGAUAUGCCAAUCAGAAAAGAAAGGAGGUUAUUUUCAAAGAAGGUGAUCUUGUUUGGGUUCACUUGAGAAAGGAGCGAUUCCCGGAAGAAAGAAAGUCCAAACUUAUGCCUCGGGUCGAUGGUCCAUUCCAGAUCCUUAAAAAGAUCAAUGGCAAUGCUUAUCAACUUGAUCUUCAAGGUAAGUAUGACAUUUCUUCGAGCUUUAACGUUUCUGAUCAUUCCCUGUUUCUUGUCGAUGAUCCAGAUUUGUGGUCAAAUCCUUUUGAAGAAGGAGGGAAUGAUGUGCCCCAGUCCGAGGAUCAGUCCAUGGAAUCAGCUCAAAACGAGGUUCAGAAUGUCCGGAACAAUGCAACUGAGGUUCAGCCCAUCGAUCUGACAGGACAGACUGAUCGGGCCGUGUACCGACUCGACCCGCACACGUCCGGAUUGGAGCUUCAGCAUAACCCGCGACCAGAUGACCAAAUCAACCGUACUGAAGCUCGCCUUUCCCGUCCUGUUCGCCAUGCUAAGUCCAUCGGUCAAGCCAAAACUGAAGUUGGUAGAGUAGAAUCCGAAUCCGACUGUGGCCUCUCUCUCGUAAGUCAUUUAGGCCGGGCCGACGAUCGUUCUGAUGAACUGAUCCGACACUUCGAUCAGUUCAUGAACUUUGAGCAGCCAAAUCUUUCUAAGGUAAGACUCUUAAGGCUGUCUGGUGACAUAGCCUCCAAUUGGCCCGGAACAGUCCAUGAGAAUCACCCGUCCGAACAUGAAGAUCGUACCGGCUGUGUACUGCUUCUUACCGCGGGACGUGCUGUCGGAUGCACUGAAUCUAGACAAGGGUAGCCGAAGGGUUCAAAUCGACCGGUCAACAUUAUUUUAUGUGCUUUGACUAGAUCUGGUCUUCUAUCUAUUUUCUAUGUCUCUUUUUCAUACAUUUCUAUUUAGUAUCUUUGACUACAAGUUGUAUAACUGUGAGAACACAUCCAUGAAAUAAAGCAAUCGAUUUUCCUUAUUCCUUUUUGAGUUUUCUCUCUUUGUUCUUUGCUUAGAACAUCCUUGUUCUCUUGGUGAGGUUAUCUCCGAGUGAAUCCCUUUCUUUGAGCCGGACUUGUGUGUCAAAUCAAGCGGCCAUUGAAACUUCUGGUAGUAUCAUCGGGUCUUCCGCAGCCCUUUGUGUCACUAAACAAUCCAUCAGUUCUCUAUCUAUUCAGAUCGAGUUCAUAUCAUCAGAUCCGGUUGAGUGUUCGUUCCUUAGGGUUCUUCAAAAAGCGAGAACCAAAUACUCCACUGAGAGAUAGGAGUCGCCUAAGUCUUUCUUUUACUGUUUUGAUCUCUGAAACAGACCUUGCAAAUCACUCCCCAACAUUGAACCAGUGCUUGUAAAUAGACCACUACAUAACUUAUUACUCUCCAAACAAAAGAAAAAACAAAAUUCAAAUCCUGAUAAUAGACAUCCAUUACGUUUGGUUGGUGUUCAAUGUAACUUAUAUUUUGCUUCUUGAAUGUUUGUGUUAUCCACACCUAUCAUGUGCUUAACCCAUUCUUGUGCUCCAAAAGAGCUUCCAUUAGAUGCUAUGUCUUCACAAUCUUCGUUCCUCAGCCUCGUAUAAGUACACCAACAAAGGCGAUUCUCUUAGAUUCUCCAUGAUCUCAAUAACCCAAUUCCACAAACCACUCAUCGAGCUUAUACCGGGACACAACGAAUUCGCAGCCUUUCCUUUAUCAGAUUUCUCCCGUUCAAGCUGGACUGAUGCAAAAUCAGCCAUGUUACUGAAACGAAUACACACGCGCCACCAUCGCAAUCAUCUAUUCUGGUAUUUCAUCGCCAGCUAGCUCCCCCAACAAUACCACUCUCUCCGACGUCCUCUAUUCGCCUAAACCCUACCUUCCUUCCAUCGCCAGCCAAUCCUCCGCCUCUGGAUUAGUCACAGUUGUAGAAAAAAAUAUCCUAAGCUUUAAAGUUCUUGUCAAUAGUUACAUUUUUGCCAGAGAAUAUGCAACUAUGAGCGGUCUUAUAGAAAUUAGAAGAUUGUUCGAUUACUAAUUUGAAGAGGAGAGUAAAUGAUGAAUUAGUGGAAGAAGUGGGUGCUGUUUGUAACCGGUGACGAUUUAGUUUCACAAUUGGCGAGAGUUACAAAGAAGAAGAUAAUAGGUUUGCACAAACCGACUAAGGAACGUCUUUUUUAUGGGCCUCCUAUGAAAAGUAAACUAUUAAAGCUUAGCAAAUAUCAAAAUAAAACAAUCAGCCCAAAUUAAAAUCACAAAAAAAACAGCUUGAGAAUUUUUUUUCAAAGGGAAACAGGUGUCCAAAUUUGCCCACUCCUUCCUGAUGAUGUGGCGGCACGACAAGGGAGAAAAACCUGUUUUAUUUAUAGAUAGAUAGAUUUUGAAACCAAAACAAAAUAAAAUAAUAAAAUCAAUUAACGUUAUGUAAAUUAAGAUUGGUUCACUGGUUAGAGCUGUUGGUCUUUAUUAGCAAAAGCUGAAACUGCCAAACGGUUCAAUAAGGCUCGAUUCUUCAACAGAUUUUCCUAUACUCCCCAAUCAA
Messenger RNA from Brassica oleracea var. oleracea, 6769 nucleotides. RefSeq lists its product as uncharacterized. Gene Ontology annotation, molecular function: nucleic acid binding; zinc ion binding. The record is from RefSeq and is a predicted model, not a curated record. The coding region runs from base 1 to 5064 and encodes 1687 amino acids. Lineage: Eukaryota; Viridiplantae; Streptophyta; Magnoliopsida; Brassicales; Brassicaceae. Gene Ontology annotation, biological process: DNA integration. The transcript has 2 exons.